Messenger RNA from Symbiodinium sp. CCMP2456, 1629 nucleotides. The record is from the annotation of a GenBank genome assembly. Lineage: Eukaryota; Dinophyceae; Suessiales; Symbiodiniaceae.
AUGGUCUUCUACGUCCUGGUGGCCGGGUUGCAGGCACGACCUACACCAUCCCAUUCCGUCGGCGUUUUCGAGCAUCUGCCGGGAGGAGAGGCCAACUUGGCUCCGCUGCCGCAAGAGAAAGAGCAGAAGACCGUGGUUGACGUCCUUGAGGUACGUGCCACCAAGUUCUUCCGUGCAGUAGGAGCUGGUGCCGGACUGGAGGAUGCUCUGCCAAUACAGAGGACAAGUGCCUUGUUGCUUCUGGCAGUGCCUUCUGAACUGACCCUGGAGAGUUUACAGACUUUCCUUGGAGCAGACUCAGGGCUUGUGGAAGGCAUCGAGGCUGUUCGAGUGCUUUAUCGACACAGCCGUCGUCGUACAGGUUCCUUCUCUUGCCCUUCUCUCGAGGGCAAGUGCGCCCCCGGCUCGGGCAACAGUGGUUUUUACACAGUCAUUCUCCUCUGCCGCGACCAGGCAGCGGCAGAUGCCUUGUACAAGGCAAACCACGGGAGGCUCUUCGCCUCAGGUCAGGAGUCGCAGAGCAGCAGCGCUGGCAAGGCCGAAUCUCGCGGCGGGGGUGCAUGCUGCUACUUGACAUUUCUGGAGGCCAUCGUCUACGACUUCAACUCCGCUGACCCCAGUGAUCAGAUGCAGCCGAAUUUGGCGAGGGCGGAUUCGGACGAGAGGGAUGAAAACCUCCGGAACAUCAUACCCAGCACUGCAUACGAACUGCCUUCGUGUCCGGUCUGCAUCGAGCGCAUCGAUGUUUCCGGCACAGGUAUGGUCACACAUAGCCACGGCUGGAUCUCUGACGAUGUGCAAAAUGGCCGUCCGCCCACCUGUCGGGCCUGCGCAGUCAUCGCGACGCGUCCAGCUACUGACCGGCCACCGAAACGCGGGCUAUCAUGCACCUGCUGCCCCAAAGAGGAGGACCUUUGGGUAUGCCUCAUCUGUGGCCACCUGGGAUGUGGAAGAUACCAAGAUGCCCAUGCGAAGGAUCAUGCAACAGACCGGCGUCAUCGCUUCUGCUUCCAGCUGGCCACUGGCCGGAUCUGGGACUACGAGUGUGACGUUUUCGUUCACCGCAGGCUGGUGCAACAAGCCGCGGCUUCCGGUGGACGCUACGAGUUGGCGCUACCAGCUCCAGCCAUCAGCGGCGAAGCGGCCUCCUCUGGAUCAAAGGAUGCAGCUUCCACGGAUGAGCAGCACCUGCUUUCCAUGGAGCUGGAUGCCAUCCUGGCAUCCCAGCUCGACUAUCAGCGGUCGCUGUACGAGGCACAGCUGACGGAGCUGCACCAGCAGCACGGCGAAAUCCUGGAAGGGCUCAAAGCAGCCCGAGAGGCCGAAGAGCUUCGCGCACAGAAUUGGCAAGCGGAGAUCGAAGCUGCUGAGAAGCACAAGAAGGUGCUUGAGAAGCAGCUUGUGACGGCGCAGCGCAACUUGACAGAAGCUCAGGAACAGUUGGGUUUUGUCAAAGAGCUGAACCAAUCCCUGGUGGCAAACCGACGGGACAUGGCCAAGGGCAAGAAGGGCUAUGCAGAGUCUUCUUCCCGGCCGGCCAAGGAAGCGGCGGAAGACCCGCUGCUCCUGCGCCUUCGUGAACAGGUGACAAAGCUUCGUGAGCAGGUCUCCGCCGCGACAGAUGGCUAG